GCUUUCUACACUGUUCCUCGCUGCGUCCAUUGGAAAAUCGAAAGCGUUGCACACACAUUUAUAUCUUUUCACAAUUUAUAUCCAUCUUCCUCCUCCCUGGCUAGACCCAACCUCGCCAACCUCGUAUUCAAACUUCACCUCUCUCCCCCCCCCCAAACCCAAAAUUGGUCAAACUUCACACCUGGCAUUAGCAUCACUUUGGUCUACCGAAAUCCCGAUCCUAUCUAAUACAUAUCCACACAGAAGCAUCCAUCUUCGCCUGCUCCACUCAUCUCACUUCACUCCUCUUUUGCUCCACCAUCCACACCAGACCUAUCCUUUUCGGGCGCCCACCCAGGAUCAUGGUUGUGAUUGCGGUUUGAAUCUUUCUCUCACGCAGCAUUCAGGGAAGAGAAGGGAAGGGAAACUCUUCUGAUGAUGCUGAUUCUCUAGUUCUUUAGUGCCAAAGAUCCAUAAUUCUCCCUUUGCGUUCUAUGAAUCUUCUACCGCCGCCAUUUUUACUUUUUCCUCGUUACUCUUCUGUGUAGUCCCGUCCUUGUUUAUUUAUUUUGGGCCGUUACUCGUACUCUUUUUUAUUAUAAUUGUCAUUCGUCCACGGGAAUUGGCUCAAUUGUGAGAUCGAUUCCACCAUUAAUAAUUAAAAAGGGUCGGAGAUAUUCCCAGAGCCACAACCCGUAGCGUCAAAUUCGAUUAUUCAUUACCAGACAAUCCAUACACACCGACGGACAUACAUACAUACAUACAUACAUACCAGACACACCACUCACCACUCACCACUCACCACUCGCACUCGCACCUCGACAUCCACACGAGAAUCAUCAUCAUCAUCAUCACCAGCAUAAUCAUCAUUACCAAUUCAUCGUCGUCAGACUUUCAAUAUACACCACACCACACUACACCACAAUUCCAUUUCCAAUCUCUUACACCUUGAGUCUCUCUUUUUUCCAGCCGCCAAUAACAACUCGGACUUCGGAUUUUAUAUCCCUCAAUCUCGUCGACUCCUCAAACACAAGGAGCUUUUUCGUUCUAUAUCCAUCAUCUGGCGCAUUCUCAAACUUGACGUCUUGUCAAAGCCCUCAUUUAAGCUACUGUCUGAUCCAAUUCACCGAGGAGAUUGCUCUGAAAAUCUAGAUUGACUACACUGUUUCGAAAAAUAAGACCACUCUUUCCAUCAAUCCACUUUGCUGUUCUUCCCUUCCGAUCUAAUACUUCAUUUUAAUCUUUGACGUUCUUACUUUGCUGAGACUUCAUCCAUUCUCUAUUCAACCAACGGCGAAAAUAAACUUAUUUCCAAGCAUUCACAUCUCAGCCUGCUUUGAUCUGGGAAGGUCGCAUUUGUAUUACUUGAAAACGUCGCAUUACGAGGUCCUUGAAGAAGAAAAAGAAGGCUUAGUUCCAUUCAGCCUCUCACCACUGCCACCUUAUUUCUGACGUGGAUACACAACGUUUCCGAACUUCAAAGAUUCGUUUCCAGAAGAAUAUCAACCGCCACGACCUUCUGUGCUUAUCCGGUUUUGUCACUCAACACCUCUCUGUGUGGUCGAAUUACUGGAAAAGUCCCCCUGUCAAAAUUCGGUACUCUGCGGUAGCCUGCAUCCCACCAGAUUACGACUGGCUUGCCUUCCACGCGGGCUUCAUCGAAUCGAGUUACUGUACCUUGCAGCAAACACCCAUUUUGACGACCUGCCUUGGACUAAUUUGUUUCUGACAAAUGAGUGGCACACUAUAGCACUUGCUUUUCUCUUCACACCCGACAAAUUCUACGAGAUAGAAUACGUGGGAAAUUAAAUUCAUAUUGGAGAAAGCAAUAAAGUGUACACACAUUACAAACAGUAUCCAUGAGAUACCUUCGAAGCGCGAUGCGAAAAUCGAAAACAAGGAAGCCUCCCCCACUAUACGUUGAAACGUACUCGAGAGAAUCAUCACCACGUUGUUCAUCCGUCAUUUCAGACUGCGACGCGGACGACGAGGGCUUCAUGUCGUCAGGAGAAUAUUUACCGUCGAGGACGAAAUCUCUCAAUGUUUCGAUUCCACCUGGCCCUUAUUGUCCAAGGCGACCAACGUUACAAGAGGUACUAUCGGAUGCUGCACCACCACCAUGGACUUUGAGCGCCUUCAUGGCAUACUUGUCACAGAACCAUUGUUUGGAAACUUUAGAAUUUACAAUGGAUGCAACCAGAUAUAAGAAACAUUAUCAGGCGACAUACGGCAGAGACCCAUACUCACCACUAUCCCCAACCGAUCAAGAUUCCGAAUACGUACGAAUGUUAUGGCGAAAGUUGUUGGAUGCGUAUAUCGCCCCAAACGGACCACGAGAAGUGAAUCUACCUUCUGAUGUUAGAGAUCGACUAAUCCAUCUACCGAACAUAUACGAGGCGCCGGACCCAAGAGAACUGGAUCAAGCCGUUAAGAUCAUAUACGAGUUGAUGGAUGAAUCUGUAUUGGUUCCAUUCCUGAACUCAAUUGCUCCUCCAUCACGUGCCUCUGAACACAGCCCGUGGGCCUCGAAUGAGUCAUUUGUUGACGCUGCUGGUAUAGCUGAAUCAUUAGAUGAGCGAUCACUGUCUCAUACUCGAUCACACGCGAGAAAGGGGAGCCCGCCUCUGAGUGGAGACAAUAUGUCUCAUUCUCACAGCCUUCCAGCCCAACGAUCAUCUCAGCAUCCACAUCUUACUGCUGCAUUAGGUCGCGUAACUUCUGCUCGCUUAUCAACAUUCAUGUCUGGCUCUUCAGGGACAUCCUCAGUCGAAUCCGAAAGUCUUACAGAUGACACUGAUUCACCAUCUCCCAUGGAACCAAUAACUCCUCCAACAACCCCACCAACUUCAGAUACUGGCUUCGUAAGUGAUUCACCUGGAACCAGCCCACGCCAUUCUCGUGAAGGAAGUGUCAGCUGGAAGAAGAUGGGUGCGAAACUCGGUUUCAAGAAGAGUCGAUCUGCUCAUGGAUCGACUAGUAGUUCGCGACGCCACAGCGUGAGUGAUGAUCAAAAUGGUAGUCAACCAUGACGGGAACAGGCCGCGUCGUCACUUUCUGAUGCUUUUUCUGAUAUUCCUUGCUCGAUGAAUCGACCAAUCGAAAAUCCCAUGAACAACUCCACCUCGACAAGAAAGGCAUCACAGCCUCCCGUCACAACACUGAAGUCAACUCAAGGAGCAUCACCACUUAUGGUUGCGCACCCUGGCUCACCGGUUGACUUCUUCGGGCGUCGGCCUUCACUCGUUAUGAACAUGGCAUCAAUGCAUGUUGGCAACGAAAAGGAUUUUUCAUUUGGGUAUUCUCGGUCCAACUCUUGGGCAAACAUAGAAGAGGGGAGGAGUAUGAGUAGAGGUAUUGGAGGGAAUGACGUGGCCGCAAAACUGGGGUCAGCUAUAAAUGAGAAGGAGAUGGCCAAAGCGAAAUCGAUGCAAGUUGCAUGCUCACCAUUCUAUAUUCCAGCGAAGGUGAUCGAACAAGAGGAACCAAGGAAGUCUUCAGAAACGGCAACUACCGAUGCAGAAGUUCACGCGGAUUUCGAUUUCGAGGGAGAUAAUGGUACUUGGAUUUCAGCACAUUCGGAAGCACACGCGUCGAGGACAAGCCUAGCAACGACUACUUCGUCGACUAGUACAAUUAUAGACGAUCGGUCUCCUGAUGAAUCCCUACUAGCCGACACUAGUGUCGCGUGUUCUUCUGCUAGUAGCAUCUAUUCCUGUUCAACUGCCAGCACCAAUUCUUAUACAAGUAGUACCGGUACCGAUAUAUAUGGUUGGGAAGAAGAACUCAAACGUAAGAGUAGCGAAGGUUCCCCGACAUGGGAUCACCGAAGCGAACUCGGAGCUGCCAUGAGACGUCUUCCAAGUGGUGGGAGAACAAUGGGUCCUCGUACCGAAUGUUCUGGAGGGGUUCAACAACUUUCUUGCAAACGCGCUGAUGGAAAGAGGAAGAGUCUGUUGUAUCGUGUAUUGAAUAUUUCGUCUACUAAAAGACUUAAUGAUGAGACACCGCCGGUACCAUCGAUGCCUUCUUUCUACUCGACACAAAAUGAUGCCCCUGAAAGGGCUACCCCUUGACAUCUUUCAAUUCUUGAACAAUAUUUUUACACAAACUGGGGCGAGAUGAGAAAACUAAGAAGAGACAAAAACAUGGAAUGUGGCAUAUACCUUUUGGAGUUUUCUUGUAUUGGGAUUAAGAACUUUUCUCAUACUUUUAUUAUUUCUUUUUGUUUUUGUUUUUUUGUUUUAGAUCAAUGUCUGUCACGAUAAGGAAUGAUGAAUUAAAAUGGCAUGGGAUGGAUCGGUUGGGAUGUUAACGAAGGGAUGGAUAGGCGUAGACUUGGGAUUUUACUUACUUUUCUUGCGAUGGAGACGAUUAUGGGAGGGUGAUAUCAGCAUGCAUGCAUAAAUGGAUUUGGGCGUUUAUAAUGAUGAUUCGGAAUGGAUGGCAUCUUGGAAGGAUAUCUGCUUGUUAUGUGUAUUUAUGCAUUGCAUUGCAUUGUUUGCAGGUGGGAUUUAUGGAUGGAUGGGGAUGAAUUGAUAGGGGGAGGGGAGUGAAGGAGAAUGUCUGUAUAUUUUUGGAGAAAGGAAGGAGAGAUUAAUUUUAGGAUGAGAGUGAUGGAGAGAGAAUUGAUGAUAUCACA
Molecule: messenger RNA, 4618 nt
Organism: Botrytis cinerea B05.10
Lineage: Eukaryota; Fungi; Ascomycota; Leotiomycetes; Helotiales; Sclerotiniaceae
Exons: 1
Coding region: 1839-3008 (389 amino acids)
Source: RefSeq, a predicted model, not a curated record